ACAACGAGGACCAACUUUGUUGGAAGAUUUAGAACUUCGUGAAAAAAUAACUCAUUUUGAUCAUGAGAGAAUCCCUGAACGUGUUGUUCAUGCUCGUGGCUCCGGAGCCCAUGGUUAUUUUCAGUCAUAUGGUGAUUGGUCAAAUUUGACACGUGCCAAAUUUUUACGUGAUCCAUCAAUUAAAACACCUGUAUUCGUUCGGUUUUCAACUGUUGCCGGUCCACGUGGUAGCUCCGAUACCGUAAGAGAUGUUCGAGGAUUUGCCUCCAAAUUUUAUACCGAAGAAGGUAACUUCGAUCUCGUAGGCAAUAAUAUACCAAUCUUCUUUAUUCAAGAUGCUAUUAAAUUCCCGGAUUUAAUUCAUGCUGUUAAAGCUGAACCCGAUCGAUCAUUUCCGAGUGCUGUACAAAUAGAGCAAGAAAAGCUAAGGGGGAAGUGUGCUAAAUAA
This is a messenger RNA of Didymodactylos carnosus, 448 nucleotides long. The record is from the annotation of a GenBank genome assembly. Lineage: Eukaryota; Metazoa; Rotifera; Eurotatoria; Philodinida; Philodinidae.